CGUGCGCCCUGGCGCCCUCCGGCCCCGCUCGGGUUUGACCUACCGCCGCCCGGGGAGAGAUGGCGGCGCCUGCAGCGUCCGGGCUGAGCCGACAGGUGCGGAGCUUCAGUACAUCCGUGGUCAGGCCCUUUGCCAAGCUUGUGAGGCCCCCGGUUCAGAUCUAUGGCAUUGAGGGUCGCUAUGCCACUGCCCUCUACUCUGCUGCGUCCAAACAGAACAAGCUGGACCAGGUGGAGAAGGAGCUGCUUCGAGUGGGACAACUCCUGAAGGACCCCAAGGUGUCUCUGGCCGUUCUGAACCCCUAUGUCAAGCGCUCCAUCAAAGUGAAAAGCCUGAGUGACAUCACAGCAAAGGAGAAGUUCUCUCCGCUGACGGCCAACCUCAUGAAUUUACUUGCUGAAAAUGGUCGCCUCAGCAACACCCAGGGGGUCAUCUCUGCCUUUUCCACCAUCAUGAGUGUCCACCGUGGAGAAGUGCCAUGCAUGGUGACCACGGCAUCUGCUGUAGAUGAAGCUGUCCUCUCCGAGUUAAAGACAGUGCUGAAGGGUUUCCUGGGUCAGGGCCAAGUGUUGAAACUGGAGGUUAAGACUGACCCGUCAAUCAUGGGUGGGAUGAUUGUCCGAAUUGGGGAGAAAUACGUCGAUAUGUCCACAAAGACCAAGAUUCAGAAGCUCAGCAAAGCCAUGCGGGACUUGCUCUGAAGUCUGUGUCAGUGGUGUGAGCUCUGGUCCUUGGAGCAACAAUAAAACACUUACUGAACAGAUGGCACCAAGUUCUUGUCCUUUAA
Molecule: messenger RNA, 787 nt
Organism: Phodopus roborovskii (desert hamster)
Lineage: Eukaryota; Metazoa; Chordata; Mammalia; Rodentia; Cricetidae
Gene: Atp5po
Product: ATP synthase peripheral stalk subunit OSCP
Exons: 7
Coding region: 60-701 (213 amino acids)
Biological process (GO): proton motive force-driven mitochondrial ATP synthesis
Cellular component (GO): membrane
Molecular function (GO): proton-transporting ATP synthase activity, rotational mechanism
Source: RefSeq, a predicted model, not a curated record